Messenger RNA from Hevea brasiliensis (rubber tree), 1690 nucleotides. Its product is annotated as S-adenosylmethionine synthase 5. Gene Ontology annotation, biological process: S-adenosylmethionine biosynthetic process. The record is from RefSeq and is a predicted model, not a curated record. Gene Ontology annotation, molecular function: methionine adenosyltransferase activity; ATP binding. The coding region runs from base 183 to 1358 and encodes 391 amino acids. Gene Ontology annotation, cellular component: cytosol. The transcript has a single exon. Lineage: Eukaryota; Viridiplantae; Streptophyta; Magnoliopsida; Malpighiales; Euphorbiaceae.
UAUGCGUUUGGGGGCAAUUUCCCAUUUCUUUUUAAAUACGAACGUUUCCCCUCCAUUUGAACUCGCAGAGCUUCUUAUCUUCACAGACUAGAGGCAAACCAAAUCAAACCUUCUAAUUCAUAGAUCUUCCUGCGCAUUUAUAAAGUAUUCAGAUCUAAGAUUCACUUCUUUUUGCCACAGAUAUGGAGACCUUCCUAUUCACUUCCGAAUCGGUGAACGAGGGACAUCCAGACAAGCUCUGCGACCAGAUCUCUGAUGCAGUGCUCGAUGCUUGUUUGGCUCAGGACCCCGAUAGUAAGGUCGCUUGCGAAACUUGCACCAAGACCAACAUGGUCAUGGUUUUUGGAGAGAUCACCACCAAGGCUAAUGUAGACUAUGAGAAGGUAGUGCGCGAUACUUGCCGUUCUAUUGGAUUCACCUCCGAUGAUGUGGGUCUUGAUGCUGACAAUUGUAAAGUGCUCGUCAAUAUUGAGCAGCAGAGUCCUGAUAUUGCCCAGGGAGUCCACGGCCAUCUCACUAAGCGCCCUGAGGAUAUUGGUGCCGGUGAUCAAGGACAUAUGUUUGGUUAUGCCACUGAUGAGACCCCCGAAUUGAUGCCUUUGAGCCAUGUUCUCGCUACCCAGCUCGGCGCUCGCCUCACCCAGGUCCGCAAGAAUGGAACUUGCCCAUGGCUGAGGCCUGAUGGCAAAACCCAAGUUACCGUUGAGUACUACAAUGAAAAUGGUGCCAUGGUUCCUGUCCGUGUCCACACUGUUCUCAUCUCAACCCAGCAUGAUGAGACUGUCACAAACGAUGAGAUUGCAGCUGAUCUUAAGGAGCAUGUAAUCAAGCCUGUUAUUCCUGAAAAGUAUUUGGACGAGAAGACCAUCUUCCAUCUCAACCCAUCUGGGCGUUUUGUCAUCGGUGGCCCUCAUGGUGAUGCUGGUCUUACUGGGCGUAAGAUCAUCAUUGACACUUAUGGUGGAUGGGGUGCUCACGGUGGUGGUGCUUUCUCUGGUAAGGACCCAACCAAGGUGGAUAGGAGCGGAGCCUACAUUGUCAGGCAGGCUGCUAAGACCAUUGUAGCCAAUGGGCUUGCUAGAAGGUGUAUUGUUCAGGUUUCUUAUGCGAUUGGUGUGCCUGAACCUUUGUCGGUGUUUGUAGAUACAUAUGGCACCGGAAAGAUUCCUGACAAAGAGAUCCUCAAGAUCGUGAAGGAGAACUUUGAUUUCAGGCCUGGUAUGAUUGCCAUCAACCUUGAUCUCAAGAGGGGUGGCAAUGGCAGGUUUUUAAAGACAGCUGCAUACGGGCAUUUUGGCAGGGAUGACGCUGAUUUCACUUGGGAGGUGGUAAAGCCCCUCAAGUGGGAAAAGGCCUAAGCUUAAUUGAGGUCUUUUCUCCAGUUCCAGAUAAAUAAUACUUGUUUAUUUGCCGCUGCUCCCUCGCGAUUAUGAGAGUUUCCUCAUUGAUUGUAGUAUGUUUUAAUUUAUUUUCCCUCUCUCUCUGUAUCUCUCUCUUUAUUUAUUUGUUUUUGUGCUUUUCGAAAGUUGUUACUGGAUUAAACGAAAAAGAAGCGUUAUCGAUUCCUUAAGCUUAGCUUGUGGUAAUAAGGGCAUGUAAAAGACAGUGGGUUGGCAGAACAGCUGCAAAAUACAUGUUAAAUCAUUUGUUAUAUAUUUGGCGGUGAAGAAAGAAAUUGCUUUCUUUUCAA